AUGACAUUGAAAUUAGCAGGCAAGGUUGCUGUAGUGACAGCUUCAACAGAAGGAAUUGGUUUUGCUAUUGCCCGCCGCCUAGCCCAGGAUGGAGCCAAAGUGAUGCUCAGCAGCCGUAAGCAGCAGAAUGUGGAUAAAGCCGUGAAAGAGCUGAGAGCGGAAAAUCUGAACGUUGAUGGGAUUGUUUGUCACGUGGCCAAGAAGGAAGAUCGGAAGCUUUUAUUCCAGAAGACAGUGAGUACCUUUGGUGGCAUUGAUAUUUUGGUGUCAAAUGCUGCGGUCAGCACGUACUUCGGGCCUACACUACAGUUCAAUGCUCCAAAUUAUAAAAGUUUAGAGUUGUUGUGUACCAUAUUAAUUCUGAUUCAUGGUGGAUCGUUAGUUUUAAUAUCUUCCAUUGCCGGAUAUGUCCCUUUUGAU
Messenger RNA from Candidula unifasciata, 420 nucleotides. The record is from the annotation of a GenBank genome assembly. Lineage: Eukaryota; Metazoa; Mollusca; Gastropoda; Stylommatophora; Geomitridae.